AUGGAACCAUCUGCGUUUCAAAGUCUUACAGGUUCCCCAAGCUCCAACGUCGAGAUAACGGCAUCAGAAUUUCUGGUUGAUGUGAACGUUCUAGCCGAGAUUCCCGAUGUCGUAAGAAUUCUCAGCAUUGAGCACCUUCCCGGGUCCCGUUGGGCAAGGAUCUCGCGGAUUCGGAUAUCGCUUGGGCAUCAGGGAAGAAAGGCUCUAAAGGGGGAGUUUGAGGCUACCUCAGCGAUCCAUGCCGCCGUACCCAACUUCUGCCCAAAGCCCAUCGCCUGGGGUAGUUUGCAAGGCGAACCCAACGCCUACUUCUACCUUUGCAAAUACCAUAGCUUCACCGACGCGCUGCCUCAACCAGGCCCUUUCUGCGCAAAGCUGGCGCAGCUGCAUCGAAGCCGCACCUCGCCCGAUGGCAAAUUUGGCUUUCACUGUACGACUUUCAACGGUGACAUGCCCCAGAAAAAUGAUUGGUGCGAUACUUGGGAAUCCUUCUUCGCCUGUGGGCUGCGGUACGUGUUACAAGUUCGCGAAGAAAGGGCAGGCCCAAAUCCUACGCUGGACGAGCUGCUUCCGGCAUUGUUCCACAAGGUAAUCCCGAGGUUGUUGCAGCCUAUGGAAAGUAAUGGCCGAAAGCUCCGGCCGAGCCUAGUCCAUGGAGAUCUGUGGUUCGGAAAUACUGCUGUCGAAAGAUGUUCCGGGGAGGUCAUUGUUUUCGACCCUGCUGGCUUUUAUGGACACAAUGAGUACGAGCUUGGUAAUUGGCGCCCGGAACGAAAUAAGUUCAGACAUGGCGGUUACUUUGAGGCGUACCACGCCCACAUCGGCCAAACGGAGCCGAAGGAGGACUACGAUGAUAGGAACGCGCUGUAUGCGUUUUCUGUCCCGCUUCCUUCAGCUACGGCCCCCGGACACUGA
Chaetomium globosum CBS 148.51 is the source of this 915-nucleotide messenger RNA. RefSeq lists its product as uncharacterized. NCBI's taxonomy places the organism in Eukaryota, Fungi, Ascomycota, Sordariomycetes, Sordariales, Chaetomiaceae. The record is from RefSeq and is a predicted model, not a curated record. The coding region runs from base 1 to 915 and encodes 304 amino acids. The transcript is spliced from 5 exons.